Messenger RNA from Zygosaccharomyces rouxii, 1017 nucleotides. RefSeq names its product Mfb1p (gene MFB1). Gene Ontology annotation, molecular function: protein binding. The record is from RefSeq and is a predicted model, not a curated record. Lineage: Eukaryota; Fungi; Ascomycota; Saccharomycetes; Saccharomycetales; Saccharomycetaceae. The coding region runs from base 1 to 1017 and encodes 338 amino acids. The transcript has a single exon.
AUGUUACAAGGACUGCCCCUAGAUGUGGUAUUACGAAUAUUCUCGUUACUAAACAUGAAUGACCUGGUGCAAGUUGGUAAAUGUUCGCACCUUCUGCGGCAACUAGCAAAUCAUGCUCUAUUAACGAAGAACGUUUUAAUUAGUGCUCAUUCGAAUUGGAUUAGGGAUUCACUGUUCUUUGAUAUGUCUCGGAUGGAUUUGGAGUUUAUACGGCAUGAUGAAGACGAAGGGCAUGAAGAGCAGGAGAAAGAAGAUAAUGAUGAACAACUUCUCAUGGAUAUGUACGCCAAACCAAUUAUGUGUAACAACGAGGAGACACUGUCCUAUAUGAGAAUUUUACAGGGAGUUCACGAAGAAGAUACCAAGCUUGUCGAAACGGAUCAUGUAACAUCACCCGACCCUAAUGAUUGGGAUGCUAAGUUGGAAAAGGCUUUAAAGGUACUUUCACCGGCUUGUUCGGAUUAUUCUAAAUCAUCUGCAAAUUCAACUUUUUCAGAAUUACCACCGAGACUAUCCAACAGUGAGUGGAGCUCUCCCAUAAAUGAACUAAAUACGCUAUCAGAUGUAUCUGUUCAUGGAAUCAGUGAUUGUGAAUCUACCUCCUCCGCUAAUUCUUUGGAUAAAUUAAGAUCUUCCAACAAAGUUAGGGACAAAGCUGCCUUGUUUGAAAAACUAAUGGCAGAGGACGUCAACCACACUACUCGCUCUCAAGGUAAAUCGAUGAAAAGAAAAUCCUAUGGAUUGUUAUCCCACUUUUUCCCCGAUCGUAGCUUUGACACUAGAGACAGAAACGUUUCUCAAGGGUAUAUCGAAGAACUGGCAAGGUGCAACGGGGAACCUGCAGCGACCACAGCCCCAGGGGAACUUCAAGAUACACAAGCAAAUGAUAAUACACUAGAAUGUACCGAGGAACCAUUGUCUAAGAAAAAUUACAGGAACAAUUCGAAAGGAAUCCAACGGAAUAGAUUAAAAGCAUUUGUCACACAGGGAAACAGGAUAUGUUACGAAAAGAUAUAA